Gymnodraco acuticeps is the source of this 6223-nucleotide messenger RNA. RefSeq names its product zinc finger E-box binding homeobox 1b (gene zeb1b). Gene Ontology annotation, biological process: anatomical structure development; regulation of transcription by RNA polymerase II. The transcript is spliced from 8 exons. The record is from RefSeq and is a predicted model, not a curated record. Lineage: Eukaryota; Metazoa; Chordata; Actinopteri; Perciformes; Bathydraconidae. Bases 66 to 3293 code for a protein of 1075 amino acids. Gene Ontology annotation, molecular function: DNA-binding transcription factor activity, RNA polymerase II-specific; RNA polymerase II cis-regulatory region sequence-specific DNA binding.
GGAGGGGGAGAGGGGGUGAGAGAGGAGGUGACUCUCCGGCAGCAUUUAGACACAACGAAAGGAUCAUGGCGGAUGGCCCCAGGUGUAAGCGCAGAAAGCAGGCGAACCCGAGGAGGAACAACGUGACCAACUAUAGUGAUGUGGUGGAAGCCGGCUCAGAAUCAGAUGAUGAAGACAAGCUGCACAUUGUGGAGGAGGAAGGCAGCCUGGCGGACGGGGCCGAAUGCGACAGCACCCUGCCAGAAGAAGAGCACCCCAGGGAGCGCUGCUGGGACGGAGUGAAGGAGGAUUGUGUGUCGGACGCUGAGGAUGAUGGGAGCACGGACGCACUAAUGGAGGAGAUGCUCCAGCAAGGAGACACGGCCGUCAUUUACCCAGAGGCCCCAGAGGACGAGCCUCAACGCCAGGGCACCCCUGACGCCAGCGUCCACGAUGAAAAUGGAACUCCUGAUUCCUUCUCUCAGCUGCUCACCUGCCCGUACUGCGCGCGUGGCUACAAGCGUUACAGCUCCCUGAAGGAGCACAUCAAGUACCGGCACGAGAAGACCGAAGAGAGCUUCAACUGCCCCGAGUGUAGCUACAGCUUCGCAUACCGCGCUCAGCUGGAGAGGCAUAUGACGGUCCACAAGGGCGGACGGGAUCAGAGACACAUCACACAGUCGGGAGGCAAUCGUAAAUUCAAGUGCACUGAAUGUGGCAAAGCAUUUAAAUACAAGCACCACCUGAAAGAGCACCUACGCAUCCACAGCGGAGAGAAACCGUAUGAGUGCUCCAACUGCAAGAAGCGCUUCUCUCACUCAGGCUCAUACAGCUCCCACAUCAGCAGUAAGAAGUGCAUCAGCGUCAUCUCAGUCAACGGCAGAGCGCGCUUGGGGAACGCCAAAACCCAGACCCAGGCUCCAUCUCCAGGGCUGUCCACGUCACCAUCAGCCCUCCGCACCCAGAUGCAGAAGAUGGAGCACAGCAAGCCACUGCAGGAGCAGCUGCCACUCAAUCAGAUCAAGACUGAGCCUGUGGACUAUGAGUACAAGCCCACAUUGAUGACAUCCGCAGCAAUGGCCGCUAUGAACGGUGGGGUUUUCAACGGAGGUACUGCAUCUCCUCUGCAGGGCACGGUGCAGGCUGUGGUCCUUCCCACGAUGGGGCUGAUGUCACCCAUCAGUAUCAACCUGGCCGACCUGCAGAAUGCUCUCAAAGUGGCGGUGGACGGAAACGUCAUUCGCCAGGUUCUGGAAAGCAAUGCCAAAGGUCAGCUGCAAAUGCACUCGGGACUAACCACUGGAAUGCUCCAUCCCACACAGCAGCAACUCAUCUCAGCCAUCAGUCUGCCUAUUGUGGGUCAGGACGGAAACACAAAAAUCUUUAUAAACUACAGUUUGGACCCCAACCAGGGCCAGCUCACAGCCCAUAACAUGAAGAAAGAGCCCGAGGCAACCUCACUAGGCCAGAAACUCCCAGAGGAUCUAACCAUCAAAGGCUCCCGGCUCAAUGAGACUAAAGAAAAAGAGGAAAAGACCACUAAAACCUGCCUCCUGUGUGAUAACUGUCCCGGUGGGCUGGAAUCACUCCAUGCCCUCAAGCACUGCAAGGAUGGCCUCAGGCUGAACGGUCUGGAUAAGUCUGAGUCUGCUGUGGCUGCCUUGCUGUCAGAGGGCGGGCUCUGUAACCAGCCCAAGAACCUCUUGUCCCUGCUCAAGGCUGUGGCCUUAAAAGCAGAGCCCACCAAGGAUGAGCUGGCCAAGAUCUCUGACUCAGUCAGCCUGCCAGCGCAUGUGGUAAAGAAGUGGUUUGACAAAAUGCAAGAGGGUCAGAUAUCACUGGGUGCUCCAACACCUCCCUCAGAGGAAGAAGACACCUGUGAAGCUAACAGUGUGGUGUCCCUGGUCCAAGGGAAGGACACGUGCCCCUCUGUGACCCAGGACAGCCCUACAGAAGCCACUCCAGCGGAGUUCAACGGCGCCCACAGCUCGCCGGCCUCUCCCUCACCACUAAACCUGACAGCUGGCGGUCCCGUCCCAGCCCAGCCUUCCCAGAGCACUGAGGGACCCCUAGACCUGUCACUGCCAAAGCCCGCCGGAGGGGGAGCAGAGAGAGCAGUGGGUAAAGCCUGCGUUAACGCCUCUCCUUCCCUCCGCUCUACCCAUGUGGAUGAACCCCUAAACUUAACUUGCACAAAGAAGGAGGCAUCGCCACUCUUAGCCAUGGGCGCCAGCCACAUCGCACUGUACGCCAGCCAGCAAAGUGCCAAACCCCUCAACAUUGUUACCACAAUGCAAUGCCUAAGGGCACUUUCCACUAACAACAAACAGACUAUCCUGAUCCCCCAGCUGGCUUACACCUAUACCACUACAGCAAACAGCCCUGCUGGGACCCAGACCCAGGAAACCCUCCACCUCAACGGAAUAAAGGAGGAGAAGAUGGACCCAGGCUCAGAUGGUAUGUCCACCGUGGAGGAGCAGAACGACUCCGACUCGGGCCCACAGAGGAAGAAGAUGAAGAAGACGGAGAGCGGCAUGUACGCCUGUGACCUGUGCGACAAGAUCUUCCAGAAGAGCAGCUCGCUGCUGAGACACAAAUACGAACACACAGGGAAACGACCUCACGAGUGCGGCAUCUGCAGCAAGGCCUUCAAACACAAACACCACUUGAUCGAACACAUGCGGCUCCACUCAGGAGAGAAACCCUACCAGUGCGACAAGUGCGGCAAGCGCUUCUCCCACUCGGGAUCCUACUCCCAGCACAUGAACCACCGCUACUCCUACUGCAAGAAGGAGACGCCGGGUCAGGGCGAGGGCCGCGAAAGCCCCGAGAACGAGGCGGAGGCCAGAGCUGAGAUGGAGGCGCUGAGCCGGCUGCAGCAGCUCCUCGCCCCCUCGCAGCUAGACUUGGACGAGCGAGGGAGCAGCACCAGAGACGAAGAGGAGAGCGAGGAGGAGGACGGUGCGGUGGACAUGGACGACAUCCAGGUGGUGGAGAUAGGGGACGAAGGAGGGGAUGAGGAAGAGAGGAAUGAGGAGAGGGUAUUAGUGGAGGGAGGAGGAGAUGAGGAGAAGACAGAGAUGGAGGUGGCUGAGGAAGAAGAGGAGGAAGACACAAGGCAGGCGGAGGUGCUCGGGAGCAUUCAGGAAGAGGAGGAAGUCGAGAUGCAGGAAGAGGAGGCGAUGGAUACGGAAGAAGGAGUGACGGAAGAGGGGAAAGAAGAGGAGCAGGUCACGGAGGAGAGCGGAGGAGAAAAAGACAGUGAGACGGUUUCUGAGGAGCAGAAGGAGAUGCCGGAGGAGGAAGGAGACUAAAAGAGGAAUCAGACUCCUCAAUGGGACACAAUCAGAUUCCUCCUCAUGUGCAGAGGAAGAACGCAGGAGAUGAUGUCUGGUCACUCUGACAGUCCGUUUCAGUUCACUACUGUGUAGAAAAUCCAGGUGUGCCUGAAAAAAAUACUAGUGACUUUUCCGCAGGAGAGCGAUUUCUCCCUGUAAGAAAAAUCAAUUUGUAAAGAAAAAGAUGAAGACGAACACAAAUUUUAACAAAUGAAGGAAAUGCAUUAUACAGACUUUGGAAGCUAGAGCCGACAUGUUUUAGAUAAUGUUUUAUUACUAAAACACCUUGGGUCAUUUCUUUUUAUCAGUGUUACUAAUUUUAUCACUCAUAUUUUAACCUUUAAAAGCUGUACAGUUGGGAGAUAUUUCUAUACCUUUUUAUUGCCAAUGAACAAAAAAAAGUCAGUAUUUUAUUAAGUUGGAAGGAAAAUAAGAAAAAUCCUGUGCACUACAAGUGGCUUGGUUUACCUAUGGAUUAAGCAGUUGUGUUGUCAGCCCUUCAGUAUUACCGCACUAGAUAUACCACGCCAUCAUGCUAGCAGAAGUUAGCAUUUUGUUUCUUUUUUAUGUUCUUUUAAUUGGAUUGUGAGCCUUAAGAAGAAAAAGUGGAGGGAGGUGUCCUUUUCAGUCAUGUACUUCCAUUUAGACUAGACUCAUCGUUUCAUUUUACAAAUCAGUGUUUUUUAAAGGUAAUAGUUUGACAUUCGGGAUAAUAAAGGUAUUUUCUUGACUUGUUGAGAGUUAGAUGAGAAGAUGAUGACCACAUUCUGAUAACUAUACCAUACGGCUACAGCCAGGUGCCGCUUAGUUUAGCUUAGCUUACCAUGAGGAACUGAACAAGGGGGAAACAAAGAAUAGUGCUUUGAAGCAUAUUUGACAUAGUGGCCAAACUGUGGAACUACAACAUGUCUCCAUAGGCUUACACAGGGAAAGAGACGUUUGUAAUCUUUUCCUAAAAGUUGUAAAAUCCACUAAUAGCCAAAUGCAGAGUUACUUUCUGUGAUUGAGCCCAAGACAAACUAUGGGAGGUUGGUUUUAACAAAGCGCUAUUGCACUUUUUACUAAAGGCCCCAUAGAUGUGGAAGAGCCGGGUAAUAUUAUACUUCAAAGUCACUUUUUAUGGGCUUUAUUCACUACUAAGCUUCUUUCAAAGGAAUCAAAUAUCCAGAUGUCCUUGUACAUCCAAAACAACAAGCUAAAGCUAAAUCUAACGUGGCUAAAUCAAAUCAAAUCAAGUUUUAUUUAUAUAGCACAUUUAUAAACGAUUUUGGUCGAGCCAAAGUGCUGUACAUAUAAUAAAAAUAGCCUACAGUAGAGACACUUUACAGCAAAUACAACAGCACAGAUUGUUCAGAAUAUCAGUAUGAGAAAAACGACACCCUCUAUCCUUAGACCCUCACAUCGUACAAGGAAAAACUUCCGGAGAAAACCCACAGUUUAAGGGGGGGAAAAAAGCUAGCAGUCACUUCCUAUGUAUCCACUACUUCCCACUCCAGUCCAGCAAGUGGCAGUAAUGCAUGCUGGACUAUUUGUGACUUCCAGACAAAGCAUGGCAAGCUAUUUUCACCUAUCUUUAGUAUUUGCGCUAAAUAAAGCUAAUCAUGUCCUGGCAAUAGCUUCACAUACAGUGGUACUGAUCUACUCAUCUAAUUCUCCUGUAGGAAGCACAUAAGCAUAUUUUCUUAAAAUGUCAAACUAUUGCUUUAAAUGUUUAGAGCGAGCAAAAAAGGGUUGUAGAAAAUGUUCUGACCCUCCCUAUGCCUACCCCGUACUCCGAGCCAUAUGCAAAUAAUCAAACUAAAACAAGACAAACAUGCAUAUCAAAAGUGCCAUUGAAUAUUGCUGUUGAAGCUUAGAAGCUAUGAUCAGGUAUUCCUAGAUCAACCAAUAAAGCCACCUAACCUGUGAGAGAAGAGUUUAGCCAACAGAUUUUAGAGAAGUUGCUUUAAUUUCUAAUCUGAGCAGCUAAAAGAAUUACAAUGCACAUUUGUUCAAAUGGAUGAUUAUGAAGUAUUAUUUCUAAUUAUUAACCGUGUCCUGCCUUUUCAAAGCUUAUUCAGUGCACUUGUUUAACACCAUGAAAUGCUCAGAUGUCUCUUCAGGUAACAAAAUGUAGGCAAAUAAGAAUCCCAGGAGUUCAAUUCAACAACCUUUUUACCUGUCAGUAUUAUUUUUUGUCUCUUAAAUGUUUUAUGUUCUGUUUUGUUGUGUGUGUACUGUAUGUUUUCAGCAAUAGCAGUAUUAUCCCCACCCAAAGGAGAUGGGUAUGUCUGUUUAGUCAUAGAGAACUUUUAUAUUUAUGUCUUAUUUUUUAUAUUUCUUUAUGGUUAUUUAUUACACUAUGUAGUGUACAAUACUGUAGUUUGUAUUAAUACGAUAAUAUAUUUUAGUAUGGACAAAAAAAGAUUCAAAGGCAAAUAACUAAAAGCCUAGACAAAUGAGACUCCAGCAUACUGAAGUAUGUUUUUCGAACGAAUAAAAUGAAGUUUUCCCUUGGGAAAAAAAUUGCACCCUGCAAGCCUGAACAUUUGAACCUGUGACCUCUGUGCAUCCAUUGUCAUGUUAAUUUUCUUCCCCCCUCUCUAAUAUGAAGCUACUGAACUUUUGAAAACUAAUCGUAUGUCUAAUAGCAUGAGUGUGGGCUGUUUUAUUGAAGGAAUAUCCUUAACGACACAAACUGUCCUUUUUGCCAAGCCAAAAUAAUAUUGACAUUUGUUCUUAUGUUUUUAUUUGUGCCAAUUUGUUACUUUAUAUGUCAGUGUCAAGACCACGCCCACUUUUAUAUGCCCUUCCCCUUUUAACACCCUCAUCUUUUUUUAUAGUGAUUGUUUUUUGUUUGUUUUCCUUUUUUUUGUUCAUUUUUUAUGACUCCCCAUCUCACAAUAAAAUACAUCAAUUACAAGCUG